AUGGCAACUAGUCAAUCAAGUGACAUAAAAACAAGUAACCCAUCGUCUGGUCUCUCCACCCGUCCAACUGCAAAUCGACAUAUGAACAUGCAAAGAAUGCAAAAUCUCCUCUUUAUUUGGUUAGACAACAAUAUUAAUGACAAUAAUGCUGAUUGUAAUAAUAUAAUCAAGCAACUGAAACGUGUUGUUAACAACGUAAAUAUAUUUACAAAUGGUGAAGAAUGUAUUGAAUUUAUUCAAACCAUUACCAAUAACAAAGUGUGUAUGAUUGUUUCUGAUUCACUUGGACAACAUAUCGUGCCUCGUGUGCAUAAAAUGUCGCAAGUAGACACCAUUUUUAUUUUUUCUAACAACCAAGAAUGCCAUAAACAAUGGACCACAGAAUGGCCUAAAGUAAAAGGAGUCUUCACAGAUAUAGCAUCAAUCUGUAAAGCUCUUAAACAAGCUACUCACCAAUGUGAGCAAAAUACCAUUUCAAUCAGCUUUGUGGCACCAAACAAGAAAUUGGAUCAAUUAGAUCCAUCAUUUAUGUAUACUCAGAUCUUAAAAGAAAUCUUAUUAACCAUCAACUUCGAAGACAAACAUUUUCAAGAAUUUAUUACUUAUUAUCGUGAAGCAGUUGCCAAAAAUGAUAUUGAUUUAAGUAAAAUUGAAGCAUUCGAACGUAAUUAUCGUGGUCAUACAGUUAUUUGGUGGUAUACUUCUGAAUGUUUUUUAUAUUCGAUGCUCAAUCAAGCAUUAAGAUUAAUGGAUGUUGAUAUUAUUCUUCGAAUUGGUUUCUUCAUUAAUGAUCUACAUCGUGAUAUUCAACGACUCUAUUCGGAACAAUUUCAUGGUCAACAAUCUGGUGAAACAUUAACAGUUUAUCGUGGACAACGUCUUUCAAAAGAAGAAUUCACCGAAAUGACAAAUACUAAAGGUGGACUUCUUUCAUUUAAUAACUUUUUAUCAACUAGUAAAAAUCGUGAUGUUUCUCUCCUUUUCACACCACAAGGUGAUACAAAUCCUGAUCUUGUUGGAAUUUUAUUUGUUAUGUCAAUUAAUCCAAGUGAUUCUACAACUCCAUUUGCCUUUGUUAGUGAUGUUAGUAAUUUUGAUAUGGAAGAUGAAGUUCUCUUCUCUAUGCAUAGUAUUUUUCGUAUUGGAGAUAUUCAACCAAUGGAAGGAAACAAUCAUCUUUAUCAAGUGAACUUAACAUUAACCAAUGACAACGAUCAAGACCUUCGUGCUCUUACUGAUCGUAUACGACAAGAAACCUUUCUGAAUUCGACAGGAUGGCACAGAUUAGGGUUAUUGUUGAUUAAAAUGGGUCAGUUUAACAAAGCUCAAGAAGUUUAUGAAGUUUUACUUCAUCAAGCAGCAAAUGAAAGUGACAUGGCAAAUAUUUAUCAUCAACUAGGUGGAAUCAAACAUAAUCAAGGAGAAGAUCAAGAAGCACUUACAUCUCUCGAAAAAGCUCUUACAAUUCGACAGCAAUCACUUCCUUCCAAUCAUCCUGACGUAGGAGACUCCUAUAACAAAAUUGGUACUGUAUAUGACAGCAUGGGUAAUUUUGCAAAAGCACUUUCUUAUUAUGAAAAAGCUCUUGCAAUUCGACAACAAUCACUUCCUUCCAAUCAUCCUGAUUUGGGAGGCUCUUAUAACAACAUCGGUUCGGUGUAUGAUAGCAUGGGUGAUCAUCCAAAAGCACUUUGUUAUUAUGAGAAAGAUCUUAGAAUUCUACAACAAUCGCUUCCUUUCAAUCAUCCUGAUUUGGCUAUAUCCUAUAACAACAUCGGUUUGGUGUAUUACAGUAUGAGUGAUUAUCCAAAAGCACUUUUAUCUCAUGAAAAAGCCCUUGCAGUUCGACAACAAUCACUUCCUGUCAAUCAUCCUCAUGUAGGUGCUUCCUAUAACUGCAUCGGUAUGGUGUAUGCCAAAUUAGGUGAUUAUCCAAAAGCACUUUCUUAUUAUGAAAAAGCCCUUAAAAUUCGACAACAAUUACUUACUUCGAAUCAUCCUGAUUUGGCUGCUUCCUAUAACAGCAUCGGUUUAGUGUAUAAUAACAUGGGUGAUUAUCCAAAAGCACUUUCAUCUCAUGAAAAAGCCCUUACAAUUCGACAACAAUCAUUUCCUUCCAAUCAUCCUGACUUGGGUAAUUCCUAUAGCCACAUAGGUUUGGUGUAUUACAACAAGGGUGAUUAUCCAAAAGCGCUUUCUUAUUAUGAAAAAGCCCAUACAAUUCUACAACAAUCACUCCCUUCCAAUCAUUCUGAUUUGGCUUUAUCCUACAUGCGCAUCGGUAAUCUGUAUAACAGCAUGAGUGAUUAUCCGAAAGCACUUUCAUCUCAUGAAAAAGCCCUUACAAUUCGACAACAAUCACUUUCGUCCAAUCAUCCUGAUUUGGCUAAUUCCUAUAGCAACAUCGGCUUGAUGUAUAACGGUAUGGGUGAUUAUCCAAAAGCACUUUCAUCUCAUGAAAAAGCUCUUACAAUUCGACAUCUAUCACUUCCUUCCAAUCAUCCUAGUUUGGGUGUUUCAUAUUACAACAUCGGGUUGGUGUAUAACAGUAUGGGUGAUUAUCCUAAAGCACUAUCUUAUUAUGAAAAAGCCCUUGCAAUUCAACAACAGUCACUUACUUCGAAUCAUCCUGAUUUGGCUGCUUCCUAUAACAGCAUCGGUGUGGUGUAUGAGAAUAUGGGCAACUAUUCAAAAGCGCAUUCAUUUUAUGAACGUGCUGUAAAAAUUGGAGAACAAUCAUUACCAACAAAUCAUCCGGAUCUUAAAAUGUAUAGAGGAAACCUCGAAAACAUAAAAACGAAAUUAUAA
Messenger RNA from Adineta steineri, 2808 nucleotides. Lineage: Eukaryota; Metazoa; Rotifera; Eurotatoria; Adinetida; Adinetidae. The record is from the annotation of a GenBank genome assembly.